This is a messenger RNA of Synchytrium microbalum, 3639 nucleotides long. RefSeq lists its product as uncharacterized. The transcript is spliced from 11 exons. The record is from RefSeq and is a predicted model, not a curated record. Gene Ontology annotation, cellular component: nucleus. Gene Ontology annotation, molecular function: RNA binding; 5'-3' RNA exonuclease activity; zinc ion binding. Bases 1 to 3639 code for a protein of 1212 amino acids. NCBI's taxonomy places the organism in Eukaryota, Fungi, Chytridiomycota, Chytridiomycetes, Synchytriales, Synchytriaceae. Gene Ontology annotation, biological process: nuclear-transcribed mRNA catabolic process.
AUGGGUGUCCCUGCAUUAUUCAGAUGGCUCACUAGGAAAUAUCCUAAAAUCACCACUCCUGCCGUAGAAGAACAAUGUCUCGAAGUGAAUGGCCUCAAUCUGCCCAUCGACAUGAACAAACCAAACCCAAAUAGCUUCGAAACCGACAAUCUAUAUCUAGACAUGAAUGGUAUCAUUCAUCCCUGCUGUCAUCCUGAAGGAAGACCUGCUCCAUCAAGUGAAGAUGCUAUGAUGGCUGAAAUAUUCAAGUAUAUUGAUCGGAUCAUGCUGAUGGUCAGACCAAGAAAGGUCUUGUACAUGGCGAUUGAUGGUGUUGCUCCUCGAGCAAAGAUGAAUCAACAGCGUUCUCGUCGUUUUCGAGCUGCGGCUGAAGCGGAUGCCAAGGAAGCUUCUGAAGCGGAUGUGAGAAGAAAAUAUGAAGAGGAGCAUGGACUCACUCUGCCACCUCAGCUCGAGUCUUUUGAUUCGAAUUGUAUUACUCCUGGAACUCCAUUCAUGACUCGAUUAGCAGAAUGCUUGAGAUAUUAUGUAGCUCGAAAGUUCACUGAAGAUGCUGGUUGGGCAAAGAUCAAAGUCAUCAUCUCAGACGCCAGUGUACCUGGUGAAGGAGAGCACAAGAUCAUGGAUUACAUUCGUCGACAACGUGCAUUGCGUGACUUUGAUCCAAACACUAGUCAUGUCUUGCACGGAUUGGAUGCUGACUUGAUCAUGUUGGCAUUGGCUACGCAUGAACCGCAUUUCAAGAUUCUGAGAGAAGAUGUCUUUUUCAAGGAAGGUGCUAGGGCUGCUUGUUUUACUUGUGGUCAAACUGGGCAUAAUGCUUCAGAGUGUAGAGGUCAGCCAAAGGAGAAAACUGGACAGUUUGGUGAACAGGAUCCUGGAAUUCUGGACAAGCCUCAUCUCUUCUUACAUUUGAAUGUAUUACGAGAAUACUUGGAAGCCGAAUUGCAAAUAUUUGAUCUUGGCUUCCCCUGGAGUCUCGAAAGAGCCAUUGACGAUUGGAUUUUUUUAAUCUUUUUCGUUGGAAAUGACUUUUUGCCACACUUGCCUUCUCUAGACAUCAAAGAAGAUGCUAUUGAUCGGUUGGUGGACUUAUGGAAGAAGGAACUGCCCACUCUAGGGGAUUGGUUGACGGAUAGUGGAUCGAUUGACUUGCGACGUUGUGAAGUAAUCAUGAGAGGUCUUGCCGAAGUCGAAGACGAUAUAUUCCGCAAUCGUCGACAAAAGGAAGAAAAGAGAAUGGAGAAUAAUAGGAGACGCAAAGAACAACAACAAAAUAGGGGUAAUUACGGCACCCAUUCGCAACAGCAGCGUCAGUAUAAUGAAGUACCUGAAAUUGUAACUGCUACAGCUGGUAAAGAAGUAUAUGCCUAUCCGAAUCGACCUAACGACGCCAAUUAUAUAAGAGACCGUCUCAAAGCAAUAGAAGCUGAAAAAACUCUCUCUGAAAAGGCUCAAACCGAAGCACAAGAUGCCAAGAGACGUAUUGCCAAUAAAGCUGCUGCAGAUGCUUUGAAGGCUUCACUCAAAGCAGCACCUGCAUUCGUUCCUCAUGAUGUCAAGCCAAACGUGGCUGAUAUUAAUGUUUUUGAUGUCAAACCUGAUGUGAAUGGCAUAAAUUUGAGUCUGAAUAAUGGUGCAACGAAUACUGAUGUCAAGCCGAAUAUUCAAGAUGUUCCUUUGGAUGGUGUAGUGCAGAUUGGUGUAAAACGCAAAGCUGAUCAACUUGAAGAAGAAGAAUUAGAAAGUGGAUUUGUUGGGCAAGGGCAAGCUUUUGCACCAGCAGCAGCAACAGCACCAGAUGUUGAAGAAGAGGACGACGCAAAUGUUGUAGAUACAAAUGUAGUUACCGAUAUUCCGCCAAAACUAUUGCAAAAGGUCGUAGAUGAUGAUGAAGAGCCGCCAGAUAUUGUGAGGUUGUGGGAGCCAGGAUGGAAGCAACGAUAUUAUCGUAGCAAGUUUGGAGUUGAGCCUGAUGAUGAGGAGUUUAGACGCAACAUUGCAACAAAGUAUGUAGAAGGACUCUGUUGGGUUCUGAAAUAUUACUAUCAAGGUGUCCAAUCAUGGAAGUGGUUUUACCCUUUCUACUAUUCACCAUUCGCUUCCGAUUUUGUUGGGAUAUCCGCUCUCAACAUUACCUUUGAACUCGGCGUACCAUUCCGUCCAUUCGAGCAACUCAUGGCCGUCUUCCCAGCCCGCUCACGUAAACACAUUCCGGAAGUCUUCCACCCUUUAAUGCUGAGUCAAGAUAGUCCUAUUUAUGAUUUCUAUCCCGAGAAAUUCGAGAUUGAUUUGGAUGGUAAAAAGUAUGCUUGGCAAGGAGUAGCCAAGCUAACGUGGGUGGAUGAAGCACGAUUAUUGGAGGCUAUGAUGCCGUUAUACCAUAAUUUGACUGCUGAAGAGACUAUACGUAAUUCUAUUGGGUAUGAGUUAUUGUGUAUUGGAGCAUUCAAUGAUUUAUUUGAACCAUUGUGUAAAUUGUAUGGCAAGACAAGGAGUCCGGAGCCUCUUGUAAUUGAUCCUAGGAUGUCUGAAAAGAUGCAAGGGUCAGUUCUUGCAGAUCCAGACGUGAUUCCUCCAGGAGGUACUUACCCUUCACCAUUGACGAGUCAAGGUCUCGAGGAUGUUCAGGAUCUUCGCGCUCUAAGUGCCUUGUACUUUAUGCCGAAAUUCCCAGAGGGCUAUAUGUUCAAGUCAGAACUCAAAAUGAAUGUACAAUUCCCACCAAAAGUCUUGUCUCUCGAAGACAUGCAAUGGAUUGCAAAUAAAUCUAGCGGUGGUGGUCGCAACAACAGACGAGGUCCAUAUAUUCAAAGAGAUGUUGCUAAUCGAUUUGUAGCAGCUAAUACUCCAGCAUCUCCGUAUGGAUCUCCAUAUGGUAGUCAACCUUCACAAUACCGAGGAGGAGCAGGAACUCCAACUCCACAACCCACAUUUAAUCAGUCAUACGAUAGGAGAACAGAUAGUGGAUAUGAUUCUCGUCGUGAUGAGCGACGAGAGGUUGGUGGUGCAUCGAAUUAUAAUGGUGGUGGUGGUCGAUCAUCAGGAUAUGAUGGUAGGAAUGGAUAUGAUCAACGAGGACAACAACAGCAGCAACAAGGGCAAUAUGGAGAUCAGAGACGGUAUGAUGAUCGUCGUGGGAGAUAUGAUGAUCGACGAAGUGAUUACAGGUCUGACAAUAGAUCUGACAAUAGACAGGGUGGUUACGAUUCUUCAAGACAGUCGUAUCCUCCUCAACAACCUGUGAAUGCUUACGGAGCUCGUCCACCAAGUCAGUAUGGAUCUGGGUAUACCCCAUUCAAUCCAACUCCCAUGACAUACCAACCACAGCCACACGGUGCAGCACCAUCACCAUACAGUGGAACACCUCAAGUCCAAGUCUCUUCGUAUACAGGCCUGCCUGUAGUGCAAGCGGCACCACUUCCUUAUAAUGUCGCACCACAACAAUACAAUAAUGGAUACCCAACACCACCAAAUCCCAACAUGUAUACUGGUUACCCACAACAAAAUCAACAGCAACCUCUUGCACCUGGUGCAGGUUACAUCCCGAGUGUUGGUCGUGGAGCACCACCACCUCCAAACGUUGCAUGGAAUCGGAAUGUGCAGAAUGGACAGAAUAGCUAUGGUGGUCAACGCUAG